AUGAAGACUCAGAUCCUCUUCGCGACGCUCACCAGCGUCGCUCUGGCCGCCCCUGCCUGCCCCCCGGCCGGCUCGACCGAUAGCCAGGGCCGCUACUCCUGCAAUCCCGCCCAUCAAUACCCCAACGGGCAGACGUGCGAGGUCGUCGACGGCUGCUACUACCUCUUCGCCAACGGAAAGCCCGUCAACAACGCUCCCUCCUCCGUGACUUCUGCCACCUCCACAAAGCCCACGCAGUCUGCCACCUGCCCGGCGCCCGGCUCGACCGACGGCCAAGGUCGCUACUCGUGCAACCCAGCACACCAGUAUCCCAAUGGCCAGACCUGCAACGUCAUCGACGGCUGCUACUACCUCUGCGAUAGCAACGGCAAGCCCAUCUUCAAUGGUGUCUCGACUACGGCCACCUCCACCCAGCCGACUCAAUCUCCAGCCUGCCCGGCACCCGGCUCGACGGAUAACAAGGGCCGAUAUUCAUGCAACCCAGCACACCAGUACCCCAACGGCCAGACCUGCAACGUCAUCGAUGGCUGCUACUACCUCUGCGAUAGCAAUGGCAAGCCCGUCUCCAACUCCGUGAGCUCGGCCACCCCCACCCAGACCCCAACGUGCCCGGCACCGGGCUCGACCGACAACCAGGGUCGCUACUCCUGCAACCCGGCCCACCAGUACCCCAACGGCCAGACUUGCAACGUCAUCGACGGCUGCUAUUAUCUCUGCUCAAACGGCAAGCCUAUCUCCAACACCGUCUCUUCUGCACAGCCCACGCAGACCCCCACGUGCCCGGCCCCAGGAUCCACGGAUAGCCAGGGACGGUACUCGUGCAACCCUGCUCAUCAAUAUCCCAACGGCCAGACUUGCAAGGCAAUUGGUGGUUGCUACUUCCUCUGCGACAGCAAUGGCAACCCUAUCAACAACAACCCGACCGCUCAGCCCACCAAGAGCAGUCCCAGUGCCCAGCCAGUUACCCCGACCCGCACUGGCGUUCCUGUCGUCACUGCUGGUGCAGCUCACGUCAAGGGCGCAGGAAUGCUGGUCCUUGCAGCGGUCGGUCUGGCUCUGUAA
Messenger RNA from Purpureocillium lilacinum, 1062 nucleotides. RefSeq lists its product as uncharacterized. NCBI's taxonomy places the organism in Eukaryota, Fungi, Ascomycota, Sordariomycetes, Hypocreales, Ophiocordycipitaceae. The record is from RefSeq and is a predicted model, not a curated record.